Molecule: messenger RNA, 1390 nt
Organism: Nilaparvata lugens (brown planthopper)
Lineage: Eukaryota; Metazoa; Arthropoda; Insecta; Hemiptera; Delphacidae
Product: leucine-rich repeat-containing protein 28
Exons: 1
Coding region: 134-1357 (407 amino acids)
Molecular function (GO): protein binding
Source: RefSeq, a predicted model, not a curated record
AAUUUUGACACAAAUUUAUAAUCAUAUAGAACAUAAAAAUUUCAAUGUCAAACAAACAUAAACAUUCAUCAAGUUAUGUUAGAAUUUUACUAAAUUCUGCAAAUAUUCUAUUUUUGUACAUUUUAAUUAGAAAAUGGAUGAAGAAUUAGUGGAAGAAAUUGAUCGCCACCCCAUCCUUCAUUGGAACUACCGUGGCUACACAUCAGUCCCAGGCGAAUUGAAAGUUUACGGAACGCACAUUGAAGAAAUCUACUUGAAACAGAACAAACUCAAAAUCCUGCCCGAUUGGAUAGGAAGCCUCAAAAAUCUUUGUAAUCUAUAUUUGAAUGGCAACUGUUUGAAAGAUAUAACUAAAGAAGUGUUACAACUGAAAAAUCUAACUGUGAUAGAUAUUAGUGAUAAUAAUUUGGAUAAACUGCCAGAUAAUAUAAGCGAUUUAGCCAAUCUCAUUGAACUUCGUUGUGAUAAUAACAAAUUAACUAGUCUUCCCAAAAAAAUAGGAUUUUUGGGUGCUUUAUCGUUGUUAUCAGUUGAAAACAACUUUUUAAAAAGUCUUCCGGCAAGUUUAGGUUGUUGUUUCUCACUAGAAAGUCUCAACUUGAAACGUAACAAACUGAAAACUCUUCCCAAUAAUCUAGUAUUCCUUCCACAGCUUGACACUGUAAUUAUCUCGAAUAACCAACUACAAUAUCUGCCGUCAAUAUCGUUUGUUGAUAAACCCAUCAUCGACUUCUCCAAAAAUCCUUGUGUCAAUUACCUGUCUUACGAUGUGUUCUCACAUGCUCUCGAUCCACACCUCAUGAAAACUAAUCUGAGUAUUUUCAGCUACACACACGAUACUAAUUUUCAGAAUGAAUUGAAGAAGAGUGAUGUGAUUAAAAACUGUAAUUUAGUAGUAGAAGUUGUUAACUGGAAGAAGUACGCUUCUAGUGAUAAUAAUCUGGAAACACUACUCGUUCUACCGGAGCCUUUGAAAGAGAUAUACGAUGAAGCAGAUGCCAGAGUGCCUUCACUUUUUGAACUCUCACUGCGACAUUUUUACACAUCGAUACCAUCCAAUAACCGAGCCCGAUUCUUUUGUAAAAAAAUCAACGAAAAUAAUUUACCAAAUCAACUGAAACAUAUUCUAAUGAAUGGACCAUCGGCUAUAUGUCACACUUGUAGAAGCUUCAUUUUCACCGAGUGUGUUGUGUGGGUAAUUGUAAAAUUGAUCAGGUGCAACAUUUGCGGAAUAAAUGAAAUUUUGACAACUGUUUACUUUUGCAAGACAUCUUGUGCCAGAUCGUUCUUGACUGAUGAAAAAAAUUUGGAAGAAACACUGUCUGCACAUAAAAUGAAAUGGACGAGAGUGAAUUGAUUCCAAUUCAAUAAAGUUUGUUUGUGAUGGAAA